AUGGAGAAGAAAUCGCUGGCACAUGAGCUGGUGCGCGCGAGAAUCGCCGAGAUUGCACUCCUCAAGAUGAAGCUGGAUGAGCUUACCGAGCAUCUGGAAAAGCUUCUGGCAGCGCAGCUACAAAUCCAAGCCCUCGUCGAAGAUCGCGAAGAGAACAGCUAUGCGUUAGCAGCCGUCUUGGGCGAUGAAGGGGCCGACCAAGGUGGUCUCACCGAAGAGGACGACGCUGUUUCCCCAGAUGUUCUACUGGAGCUGGCGGUGCGAAAAAUGAAAGACUAA
Molecule: messenger RNA, 279 nt
Organism: Phytophthora sojae
Lineage: Eukaryota; Oomycota; Peronosporomycetes; Peronosporales; Peronosporaceae
Exons: 1
Coding region: 1-279 (92 amino acids)
Source: RefSeq, a predicted model, not a curated record